AUGCACAAGACGAAACAGCAGCCGCCGGUGCCUCGCCAGGAACCACGACAGACCUUGUGUGAGACCAUGCAAACCCCAGAUCUAAAGACUCGUCCUAGCAAGGUCCUAGAGGCGUCUCGUGAGCCGCUCAGCAGAAGCUGCCGAGCUGCGCUUCUGUGGAUAUUGCCAUUGCGGAUACGUGGAUGCGAUAUGUGGCUGCCGCGCUCGAGUUGCAGUCUACAACAGUGGGCGCUCGGCUGCUUGCAGAACAGUACCAACAUGGACUGGGAAUGGAACGUGGUUCAAGUUCCGUUGGAGAAGUCUGUUGAAGGACAAGUGACGGCUUGGCGAUGCUUGUUCUAUGGGCGGCCGACCAGGCCAGAGCACGUGAGCAGCUUUGUCUGGCGAUGCCUGACACAGGGACGACUGCCGACGGCACUGCUCGAAGAGGACACCGCUGCGACGCACAACGCUCAGCUGUGUGGUGCUUCGACCCAAAAGCGACAACACGACGGGAGCCAUGCGAUAGCUGACGCCUGCAACGGGCAGUCCGUGACGGAGCUACUGCGUUUGGUGCUGGUAUUCUGGAACUUGCCGAUGGGAACGCGGCGAGAGGACCUGGAAGAGGCCUGCUCGAGUGCGGGCCCAGUGCGUUGGGCCUUUAUUGAGCACAGCGAUAGCGCAGAGACAAAGUUUAAGACGGAGAACGUCCUCGAGAAAGAGAAGGCGUUUCGCAUACGGCCAAAUAGUGCGGUCGGAGAGCCAGCGGUCGUUCGUGGGUAUGUGUGUUUCGAGAGCCCAGAGGAUGCACAGCGGACUCUGAACUCACCAGACGAGCUUAAGCUAUCCGCUUUAUCGCGCCGGACGAUUCCCAAGCUGAAACAGUUUCUUCCGGUUCAGCUGCGAGGCGCGCUGGAGGUCAAUAGUUUCCCCCACUGGGCCUGGUUGCGAUUCAAACAUGACCACCUUGCGGAUAUCCGCGGCCUCGAGGCAACGUGCGAUCGCAUCAUGGCAGCAUAUGAGCAACAAGUACGUAAGAUACAGCGAGAUCAGGAGCGGAAACGAUGCUUGGUCGACGAGGAUGGCUUUACGCUGGUAGUUCCGCGGACGCACAAACAGCAGCACGUGAACAACGACGACAAGCGCUCUCGUUCUGGUAAUGCGAACCCGCUAUAUGCAGGUGCUCCGCAGAACUCGCGAGGCGAGUCAGUGAUCGAAAAUGUAUCGGAAACGAAAGCUGCCCCGGUCGGGUUUUAUCGAUUCCAACGGGAUGAGCUGAAGAAGCGAGAGCUCGCCGAGUUGCGGGCGCAGUUUGAGCGCGACCGACACCGCUUGCACAGCCUGCGAGCAACCCGACAAACCUUCUUGAGUUGA
Messenger RNA from Cyanidioschyzon merolae strain 10D, 1353 nucleotides. RefSeq names its product similar to rRNA processing protein 7. Gene Ontology annotation, biological process: ribosomal small subunit assembly; rRNA processing. The record is from RefSeq and is a predicted model, not a curated record. The transcript has a single exon. NCBI's taxonomy places the organism in Eukaryota, Rhodophyta, Bangiophyceae, Cyanidiales, Cyanidiaceae. Bases 1 to 1353 code for a protein of 450 amino acids. Gene Ontology annotation, cellular component: CURI complex; UTP-C complex. Gene Ontology annotation, molecular function: nucleic acid binding.